This is a messenger RNA of Ostrinia furnacalis (Asian corn borer), 1253 nucleotides long. Its product is annotated as alpha-1,6-mannosyl-glycoprotein 2-beta-N-acetylglucosaminyltransferase-like. The record is from RefSeq and is a predicted model, not a curated record. The transcript is spliced from 2 exons. Gene Ontology annotation, biological process: oligosaccharide biosynthetic process; protein N-linked glycosylation. Gene Ontology annotation, molecular function: alpha-1,6-mannosylglycoprotein 2-beta-N-acetylglucosaminyltransferase activity. Gene Ontology annotation, cellular component: Golgi membrane; Golgi stack. Lineage: Eukaryota; Metazoa; Arthropoda; Insecta; Lepidoptera; Crambidae. The annotation marks the transcript as partial.
AUGUUUCCUAUUAGACAUGUAUUUACAAAAUUAAAACAAGUCGCUGUGAGUGCUGUCCGUAUUAGAUUGGAUCAUGUCGUAUUCGCCGCGUGUCUCGUGGCCUUCGUGUGGCUGUGCUGGGGCGGGCUCGAGUCCACGUCCUCCUACGUACCUAGUCACUUGCAGAAGUACUUACUGUUUCCAGAAGACUAUAAGAUUCUAGAGAAGCAAUUAAGCAAGGCCGAGCUUAAGAAGUUGACGCUUAAAGUGGAACAGCUGAACGCCCACGUCGAAGUGAUCAAUUGGGAUAAGUAUCGCCCAGUGAACUCGGAGACGACCAUAAUUGUCAUACUCGUACAUAAGGAUGUGGAGCGCCUGCAGCACCUCAUCAUAUCUCUGGGCCAAGUGCACGGUAUUCACCAGGUCCUUAUAAUAUUCUCGCACAGUUACUUUGAAACCGUAAUAAAUGAUCUCGUGAAAAGCAUCGAUUUUUGUAAAGUGAUGCAAAUUUUCUAUCCACACUCCUUGCAACUGAACCCGAACAAAUUCCCGGGGAUCGACCCCACCGACUGUAACGCAACGUCUCUCCUGGAGGACAUCGGCUCGCCGGGCCGGCUGCACUGCGUCGAGCGCGACGCGCGCCGCACGCAGCGCAAGCAGCACUGGUGGUGGACGGCCAACUACGUGUUCGAAGCGCUCGAGUGGAGCUCCAGCAAGCAGAUGACCGUGUUCCUCGAGGAGGACAGCUACGCGCUGCCCGACCUGCUGCACAUGCUGGAGUUCGCGCGCCGCGUGCUGCCCUACUUCCCGGCCGUGCAGCUGCUGGCGCUGGGCCGCCCGCCCGCCGACGACCUCGAGUACGACAUGCUCACCGUCGACGCCUGGAGCCCGCCCUACGACCGCGGGCUGGCGUUCAACAAGACCACGUGGCGCAAGAUCGCAGCGCGAGCCUCGCUGUACUGCUUCUACGACGACUGCAGCUGGAGCUACUCGCUGGUGCACCUGUUCAGGAAUUUCACGGACGGGUUCGCGGAGAUGGCGGCGUGCUCGGCGCCGCGCGUGCUGUCGACGAGCGUGUUCGCGAGCGGGCGGCGCGCGGCGCGUUUCGGCGGCGGCGGAGUUCAUGGCCCGUGCACGCCGGGCCGCCGGGCCGCCGGGCCGCGGUUGCCAGUCCCCGCCGCCGGUCGCCAGCGACGCCUGAAUAAUGGAAUUGUUUUAGAUUGUGUGCAAAUUGAUGAUGCUGAGAGCCACGCUGCGGAUGAAACUGUGGUUAG